CACCCAGUACCACAGCAUACUGUCAUGACUCUCAUUGUGUUUGCCGCCGUGCUGGCUGUGGCCGCCGCCGCCCCCCAGGGGUUCCAGCAGAACUUCCCAGGAAGCCAGCCUCAGGUGCGCAUCGUGAGCCAACGGUUCGAGCAGGACCCGCAGGGCAACUACGAGUACGGGUACGACCAGGACAACGGCCAGAUCGUCAGCGAGACGGGCCGCGUGUUCCCCGGCCCGGAGCCGGGCACCGGCAGUCUCAGCCAGCAGGGCAGCUUCCAGUUCGUCAGUGAUGACGGCCAGACGUACCAAGUGUCGUACGUGGCCGACGAGGGUGGCUUCAAGCCGGAGGCGGCGCACCUGCCCGUGGCGCCGACGCAGAUCCCCGAGUACGCCCAGCUGAGGAUCGACUACCCGGAGCUGUUCUGGGCCGAGGCACAGCAGCUCCUCUAGGACGUGCGUGCAAUAGUUGCCUUUAUUAAAACUUUCGUGAGAAACUAGUCUUGCCAUGUGAGACACCGUUUGUAUAUGUCCUGUUCUUCCUGUCAAUAUAUGUUUCGUGCACUACAGGCGCAUCAGCUUCAGAUACAGGGUACACUUUCCACGGACGGAGAGCUGAUCGCGAGACCGCCCACGAUGGGCUUCGGAUGCAUGCGAACGCCGAGUCGAAGCCGUUACCUCUACGGACGGAAGGCUAGCAUUGUGACCCCCGCGACUGACCUUGCC
Messenger RNA from Pollicipes pollicipes, 714 nucleotides. Its product is annotated as larval cuticle protein 65Ag1-like. NCBI's taxonomy places the organism in Eukaryota, Metazoa, Arthropoda, Thecostraca, Pollicipedomorpha, Pollicipedidae. Gene Ontology annotation, cellular component: chitin-based extracellular matrix. Gene Ontology annotation, molecular function: structural constituent of chitin-based larval cuticle. Bases 25 to 441 code for a protein of 138 amino acids. The record is from RefSeq and is a predicted model, not a curated record. The transcript is spliced from 2 exons.